This is a messenger RNA of Stegastes partitus (bicolor damselfish), 570 nucleotides long. Its product is annotated as CDK5 and ABL1 enzyme substrate 2-like. Lineage: Eukaryota; Metazoa; Chordata; Actinopteri; Pomacentridae. The transcript has a single exon. The record is from RefSeq and is a predicted model, not a curated record. Bases 1 to 570 code for a protein of 189 amino acids.
AUGGCGGCUGCUGCUGCCUGCGGCCACAGCGCCGCGGUGUCGGCCGCCGUUAGCGGCAAGAAGCCGCACGCCGGCCGGGAGCACGGCCGGAGGAACCGGGAGAACUCCCGCCGGAGACAAGCCGCUCUUUUGUUUCUCAGCAACAUCUCCCUGGACGGGCGGCCGGUCCAGAGCAGCCCGGCCGAGAACGGAGCGAGUCGCCACCACAAAGACGCCGACCCGGAGGGGGCCAACUCCGGCCCCGCGGCGGCCCCCGGCUGCCCGGAGCCCGGCAGCAGGGGCGGCUACGGGACGUUCUCCGGUCCGUGCCGCGGGAGCGAGGCACCGCGGACGGCGCCCCUCAACGUGCCGCCCAUCCUCGUCCUGCCGUCGGACUCGGGCUACAACGACGCGGAGGUGCUGCUGGAGUGCCGCAGAGGCUCGUUCUCGUCGCCCGGGGACAGCAACCUGCUCUCCCCGUCCACCUCCAACACCAGCCUGCUGCCGUCGCCGCUGGGGCCGCGGAAGUCCUCCACGCUGCUGUCGGUCCAGAGCUGCAACUCGGUGUCCUCGGAGCCCAGACACAGGUGA